Messenger RNA from Glycine soja, 678 nucleotides. RefSeq lists its product as uncharacterized. Gene Ontology annotation, molecular function: nucleic acid binding. The transcript has 2 exons. NCBI's taxonomy places the organism in Eukaryota, Viridiplantae, Streptophyta, Magnoliopsida, Fabales, Fabaceae. The coding region runs from base 1 to 678 and encodes 225 amino acids. The record is from RefSeq and is a predicted model, not a curated record.
AUGGACCCAGUCAAGUACAUAUUUGAAAAGCCCGCUCUCACCAGACGGAUCGCUCGGUGGCAGGUUCUACUGUUAGAGUUUGACAUUGUUUAUGUCACUCAAAAGGCGAUAAAGGGAAGCACCUUGGCAGAUUACCUAGCUCAACAACCCAUCAAUGAUUACCAACCUAUGCAUUUGGAGUUCCUGGAUGAGGACAUCAUGACCUUGUUCGAGGAGGAGGUGGAGGAUGAAGAUAGGGACAAAUGGAUAGUAUGGUUCGAUGGCGCGUCCAACGCACUAGGCCAUGGAGUAGGGGUGGUUUUGCUUACCCCCGAUAAUCAAUGCAUACACUUCACGGCUAGAUUGGGCUUUGACUGCACAAACAACAUGGCCGAGUAUGAGGCGUGCACCCUUGGGAUCCAAGCAGCAAUCGACUUCAAGGUCAAAUUGCUCAAAAAACUGACCGAGUUCUUCAAUGACAUAUGCUUCCACCACAUUCCCAGAGAGGAAAAUCAAAUGGCCGAUGCACUUGCCAGUCUAGCAUCCAUGUUCCAGCUAACCCCGCAUGGGGACUUGCCGUACAUCGAAUUCAGAUGUCGCGGCAAACCUGCACAUUGCUGCUUAAUAGAAGAGGAACAAGAUGGUAAAUCGUGGUACUUCGAUAUCAAGCGAUACAUCAAAGACAAAGAGUACCCAUAG